UUUUGGGGGUGGGUGGCAUGAAAAAGCUCUUUAUGAAAGCCAUAUAAACGUCAAAUAUUUCGGAUUUUGAUUCACAUUUCAUUGUGAGAUAUAGUUCGUUGCUUCGCAUCUGUGGAUGACACUGGAUCACAAUUUCAGCACCUGGACAGUUCCUGGUCAUUAACCUAUACUGGACACAUGGAGUCCAUAGCGUGUUUAUGGGGAAACCCUGUGAGCAGGCGCGAUUUGUGCACUAUAUUGGCCUCCUUCCGCUGCAAAGAUGCCAUUAUCUGAAUAUGUGGAUCGUGGUGGACAUUUAAUAGCACCUUCGUGAAGGAUGAGGCUUGCAGUAAGGAUCGGGCUUUUUCGUUGUGCCCUGUAUUCUAAGCAGCAGCACGGGUACUUGGCCAAUGCAAAUCUGGAGAGGAUUGCAGCAGCCUACUCCCAGCAAGAACCGAGCCUCGCUCACACUGAUCAUUGACAAGGGAGACAUUACCAUCAUCAUUAGGAGGGCAUGGGAGUCACGACCAUACUUUCAACAAUGUAGAGCAUUAAAGGUGUGAUAUGAGCCAAGUCUCUAAUCUCUGUUGAAAUCAGGAGUAACAAUCGUGUCGACAUCCAUUCACAGAAACAAUACAGCAACAUGAGCAAGAACCAGGCCCCUCCCCAGGCCCAGGCCCAGGCCAGAGCCUCAGAGCUGGAGGUGAUCUCCCAGCAGGUGGAGGAGGACAACCAGUGUCAAAAUCCAGUCCAGCUAGGCAGCUUUGCUUACAGAGACCUGCCUCUGGCCGCACUGGACAUCUCCCUGGCCGGUUCCCAGCUCAUCUCCAACCUGGACGAAGAGGACAACAGAGAGGGGUCUAACUGGCUGAAGCCGUGCUGUGGGCGGAGGGCAGCCCCGUGGCAGGUGUGUCUGCUGAGCGCUGGCUUUAACUGUUUCGUGGUGGCCUGUGUCAUCCUGGUGGUGGUGCUGCUGUGUCUGGAGCUGCUCAUCGACACCAAGCUCCUGCAGUUUAACAACGCGUUGCUGUUUGCCAGCAUUAUCCACUGGAUCAGCCUGGUCAUUCUGUCUGUGUUCUUUGCUGAGACGGUGUUUAGGAUUGUGGUGCUGGGGAUCUGGGAUUACAUUGAGAACAAAGUGGAGGUGUUUGAUGGUGCAGUCAUAGUGCUGUCGCUGGCCCCCAUGGUGGCCUCAACGGUGGCCAACGGCCCCAGCAGCCCCUGGGACGCCAUUGGCCUCAUCAUCACCCUGCGCAUCUGGAGGAUCAAGAGGAUAAUCGACGCCUACGUGCUGCAGGUGAAGGUGGAGAUGGAGAUGGAGAUCCAGCAGUAUGAGAAGGCCAAGGCUGUCAGGGAGGAGCAGCUGGAGAGACUUACCCAGAUCUGCCAGGAGCAGGCAUUUGAGAUCAGGCAGCUGCGGGCCCAUCUGGCUCAGCAGGAUUUGGACCUGGUAGCAGAGCGAGAGGCUGCCAUGCAGAUUCACCAUGUGUGGGGCAAGCAGAGCAGUAUCUUUCAGGAGGUGGACGGCCUAGCCCCUACGGGCCCCGAGCAGCGCAGCCAGGCUAAAGCCAGGGAGGCAGCGGGCCAUAGAGAUCAUGUUGUUCAAGACGACAUGAACAACUACAUCAGCCAGUACUACAGUGAGGCAAGCAGUGAUAUUGGAAUCCCAGAUCCAGCUCGUGUCAUCACCACAGCCAUAGACAUCCAUCUUCCCAACAAUCCCAGCCAGCAGCCCUCGUCUCUGGUGAGUGCAGACGCAGCGUCCAGCUGCCUGCAGCCGACAGGCGGCUCUGUGAGCAGGGCCUCCAACGCCACCAUGUCCCACUCCAGCUUCAGUGCCCGCCAGCACAGCAUCAGCAGCCACACCCUUGGCUCCACCACCGACUGCAGCUCCACCGUCCGUGAGGCUUCCACCUCCACAGACUCCUACAGUGGCCAGCGCUGUUACCCCCCACCCUACUGCAGCCCCCUGGCUCUGGGCACACAGCCUGGCCCCAGAGGACACCCCAGCGCCGUGGUGCAGGAGUUGCUCUCCUCUCUGUCUGAGGACUCCUGUCUGGGCCAGAAGGGCCUGGACCCUGUCAAUCUCAAACUGCCCAGCCCUGCUGGCUCCACCAAGACCAGCCCUGAGCUGGAGCACAGGCUCAACAUCUACAACAAGAGGAACCAGGAGAGCCGGGGAGGCUUCCACACCAAGCCCCUCAUCCACCUGCAGGCCAGUGAGCCCUUCAUGGAGGAGAAGUACAGGCUGUCUCAGGCAGAUGCCCCCGUCAACCGUCUGCCUGAGACAUAG
Messenger RNA from Oncorhynchus masou masou (cherry salmon), 2272 nucleotides. Its product is annotated as transmembrane protein 266-like. NCBI's taxonomy places the organism in Eukaryota, Metazoa, Chordata, Actinopteri, Salmoniformes, Salmonidae. The coding region runs from base 623 to 2272 and encodes 549 amino acids. Gene Ontology annotation, cellular component: plasma membrane; dendrite. Gene Ontology annotation, molecular function: voltage-gated channel activity. The transcript is spliced from 11 exons. The record is from RefSeq and is a predicted model, not a curated record.